Messenger RNA from Closterium sp. Naga37s-1, 2205 nucleotides. The record is from the annotation of a GenBank genome assembly. NCBI's taxonomy places the organism in Eukaryota, Viridiplantae, Streptophyta, Zygnematophyceae, Desmidiales, Closteriaceae.
AUGGGCAAAGGAUGGAGUGGGGAGAUGAGGGAUGGGGAGAAUGGGGAUGAAGAGAUGAGGGGUGGGGAGGAGAGGGAUUGGGAGAAGAGGGAUGGGGAGGCGAGGCAUGGGGAGAGGAGGGAUGGGGAGGUGAGGGAUGGGGAGGUGAGGGAUGGGGAGAUGAGGGAUGGUAAGAUGAGGGAUGGGGACAUGAGGGACGGGGAGACGAGGGAUGGGGAAAUGUGGGAUGGGGAGGAGAGGGUUGGGGAGGUGAGGGAUAAGGAGAGGAGGGAUGGGGAGGUGAGGCAUGGGGAGGUGAAGGAUGGGGAGAAGAGGGACGGGGAGGCGAGGCAUGGGGAGAUGAGGGAUGGGGAGGUGAGGGAUGGGGAGAUGAGGGAUGGGGAGAAGAGGGAUGGGGAGAAGAGGGAUGGGGAGAAGAGGGAUGGGGAGGUGAGGGAUAAGGAGAGGAGGGAUGGGGAUGUGAGAGAUGGGGAGGUGAGGGAUGGGGAGAUGAGGGAUGGGGAGAUGAGGGAUGGGGAGAAUGGGAAUGGGGAGAUGAGGGAUGGGGAGGAGAGGGAUUGGGAGGUGAGGGAUAAGGAGAGGAGGGAUGGAGAGGUGAGGCAUGGGGAGGUGAGGGAUGGGGAGAUGAGGAAUGGGGAGAAGCGGGAUGGGGAGAAGAGGGAUGGGGAGAAGAGGGAUGGGAAGGUGAGGGAUAAGGAGAGGAGGGAUGGGGAUGUGAGAGAUGGGGAGGUGAGGGAUGGGGAGAUGAGGGAUGGGGAGAUGAGGGAUGGGGAGAAUGGGAAUGGGGAGAUGAGGGAUGGGGAGGAGAGGGAUUGGGAGGUGAGGGAUAAGGAGAGGAGGGAUGGAGAGGUGAGGCAUGGGGAGGUGAGGGAUGGGGAGAAGAGGGAUGGGGGGACGAGGGAUGGGGGGAAGAGGGUUGGGGAGAUGAGGGAUAACCUGAUGAGGGAUGGGGAGAUGAGGGAUGGGGAGGUGAGGGAUGGGGAGAUGAGGGAUGGGGAGAUAAGGCAUGGGGAGAGGAGGGAUGGGGAGAUGAGGGAUGGGGAGGAGAGGGUUGGGGAGGUGAGGGAUAAGCAGAGGAGGGAUGGGGAGGUGAGGGAUGGGGAGAUGAGGGAUGGGGAGAAGAGGGAUGGGAAGAUGAGGGAUGGGGAGAUGAGGGAUGGGGGGACGAGGCAUGGGGAGAUGAGGGAUAACCUGAUGAGGGAUGGGGAGAAGAGGGAUGGGGAGAUGAGGGAUGGGGAGAAGAGGGAUGGGGAGAAGAGGGAUGGGGAGAAGAGGGAUGGGGAGAAGAGGGAUGGGGAGGUGAGGGAUAAGGAGAGGAGGGAUGGGGAUGUGAGAGAUGGGGAGGUGAGGGAUGGGGAGAUGAGGGAUGGGGAGAUGAGGGAUGGGGAGGAGAGGGAUUGGAAGGUGAGGGAUAAGGAGAGGAGGGAUGGUAAGAUGAGGGAUGGGGACAUGAGGGACGGGGAGAAGAGGGAUGGGGAGAUGUGGGAUGGGGAGAUGAGGGAUGGGGAUGAGAGGGUUGGGGAGGUGAGGGAUAAGCAGAGGAGGGAUGGGGAGGUGAGGGAUGGGGAGAAGAGGGAUGGGGAGAUGAGGGAUGGGGAGAUGAGGGAUGGGGAGAUGAGGGAUGGGGAGGAGAGGGUUGGGGAGGUGAGGGAUAAGCAGAGGAGGGAUGGGGAGGUGAGGGAUGGGGAGAUGAGGGAUGGGGAGAAGAGGGAUGGGAAGAUGAGGGAUGGGGAGAUGAGGGAUGGGGGGACGAGGCAUGGGGAGAUGAGGGAUGGGGAGAAGAGGGAUGGGGAGAUGAGGGAUGGGGAGAAGAGGGAUGGGGAGAAGAGGGAUGGGGAGAAGAGGGAUGGGGAGAAGAGGGAUGGGGAGGUGAGGGAUAAGGAGAGGAGGGAUGGGGAUGUGAGAGAUGGGGAAGUGAGGGAUGGGGAGAUGAGGGAUGGGGAGAUGAGGGAUGGGGAGAAUGGGGAUGGGGAGAGGAGGGAUGGGGAGGAGAGGGAUUGGAAGGUGAGGGAUAAGGAGAGGAGGGAUGGUAAGAUGAGGGAUGGGGACAUGAGGGACGGGGAGAAGAGGAAUGGGGAGAUGUGGGAUGGGGAGAUGAGGGAUGGGGAGGAGAGGGUUGGGGAGGUGAGGGAUAAGCAGAGGAGGGAUGGGGAGGGAUGGGGAGAAGAGGGAUGGGGAGUUGAGGGACGGGGAGAUGAGGGGUGA